UAUGUCAAAGUAUUUUCGUCUGCCGUAAACAAACAUGGCUUAUUCUGUUAACAUAUCUGUUGAGGCUCCUAUUGAAAAUCAGAUACAGGAAAUAUCAUACGAUGGGCAGGAAAUCUAUCAGAGCCCCCUCUCUAUGUCAGAGAACCUUGCGAAAUUGGCUCAGAAAAUUGAUUUUAGUAAAACUGCUGUGGAUGACUUGAAGAAAGAUAAUGGAGAAAACUUGGACAAAAGCGACGAAGAGUCGUCAGCGAAAGACCCAGUCAACUACCAGUCUUCUUUGUGGCCAUGGGACUCUGUUAGGAACAAAUUAAGGAAUGCCUUAACAGAAGUCUGUGUUUUGCAUGAUGUAUUGGUCAUUGCUAAAGAAAAACGUUAUAUGGUUCUUGACCCAGUUCCACAAGAAAACAUAGAGACAAAGGCAAUGGUGCAAGUGUAUGCAAGAAAAAAGGCCUUAGCAGCAGCAGCAUCAGUUCUUUUAACUGGUGCCGAAAGACUGAGAACUUCACAGAGCGAACUGGUGCGAAAUAGAAAUGUUCCUGAUUUUCACAUAGAGCUUCUAAGACUGAGACAGAACUGGCGGCUGAAAAAAGUAUCAAAUUCUAUAAUUGGAGACUUGAGCUAUAGAACAGCUGGUUCCAAAUAUGCACAAACGGGGAUGUUUGAAGUAACAAAAGCAGAAGAAGAACCACAGCAAGGAACAAGUCCUCCACCAUCCCCAGGAACAGGACCCUUACCAAAGCCAAGUUCAGCACUGCGUGUCACAGUGCCUAGUGAGCUUCAAGGUGUCGCAUAUAUUGAAGUACUGUGUCAGAAAGAUCAAGAAGAUUUGUGCAGUGCUACAAUUAACCUACUUGGGUCAGGGCCUACAAGUACAAAUGCUGAUGUCCACUGGCAACAAAAGCUAGAAGCAGCACAGAAUGUCUUGUUUUGCAAAGAGCUCUUUAAUCAGCUAGCAAAGGAAGCUGUGCAGCUUCAAGCACCAAUCCCACAUAUGGUUGUUGGAAACCAAAUUAUGGCUAACGUGCUACCAGGCAUUCAGCUGAUUAUUGGCCUGUGCCAUAACACAGGAACAGACAAAAAACCUGCUGCUGCUCCACCACAAAAGUCAGAACAUGAUCAUGUGUUGGAGCAUUCCUUACAUCAGUUGUUACGUGAAGUUCACCAUCGUAACACCCACCAUCCGUUUCCACAUCCAGCAUCUGGCCCUCUCGGCCCCAGCAAACGGAGAGCUCUUGCUGGUCCUACUGCUGCAGAUCGCCAUGAGCUGCAGGAGAUGGCAAAAUCGCAGACUCUUUUGGAGCAAAUAAUUCAGCAAGCUCAACACUUCUUCAUGCGUCUGCGGACAGAAUAUGUGUUGGAUACUAUUGCAAAAGAAGUGAAGGAUCCACUCAUUAUAUCACACUGGAAUGCUUUAAAUUCUCCGACUCAGUCAUGUGUAAAAAUAAACAUUAUGACUCAUGGGUAUGACGCAGUGUGCCGGACUUCUCUCAUUGUGCAUGUAGGAGAGAAGUCUCUCAAAUGUGUCUGUCGUGAUGGUCGAGUAAUGCACAUGUCGUAUGAGCCCCAGGAGUUACGUGACCUUAUUUUCUGUCAGAUUUAUCAGCAUCAGAUAGCUGCAGUGCAGAGCCUGGCGAAGCGCAUGGGCUGGCAGUUCUUAUCUAAUAGCUCACAUCUCGGACUUGGUGCUGUGGAGCCUCUAGGAAAUGCUAGUAGCUGCAUUCUCGCCUCCCCAAUUGGAGACAGGAUGAUUGCUGUAAGAUGUGAGCCACAGACAGGAGUUCAGGUUUCUAUUGCACAAUCACCAAGGAAAGACUUCUUCCCUGGUCAGUUGGUGAAAGAGCGGAAGUGGGAGAACUUGGGAGGUAGCUUCAAAGAAGUACGAUGGGACAAGAUGGAAGGAAAGAACUUCCUUAACAAAAUGGAGCUCCUCAUGGCCAGUCUUACAAGUUCCUAGGUCCUACCAAUGUGUUUUACUGACAUUUCUGUUAUGCAUCCUGAUCCUGCUGAACACAAACAUUUGUACUUCUUUUGAUGUUCAGCUUUCGAUCUGUGAGGAUUCAGUGAAACAAAAGAAAGGACUCUUCUUGAAAUGACUUUUUAUGGAUUAAUUUUUAACUCAGUCUUCUUUUGUAAAAAUAGGAGACUUUAAGAGUGUGUGAAAUGAGAGAUUUCAAUUGAUUUUAAUCGGCGUCAGAAAUGCAAGGUAUCACUAAGUUAUUGUACACAAGACAUUCCAUACUCUGCGCAGUUUUUGGGAAUUGUAUAAGAUGUUUCUACUAAUGCUGUCUCCUUGUCAAAACUAUUAUUGACGUUUUUGGAGUUUCUGAGUUCCUUUUCAGAUAUACACAUAUUUGUUCAGUGUUCAUUUGCAUAUUUUGGCAUAAAAUGACUUUGUAGGAGUGAAUUUCUUAUGGUUAUUAAGUAAAGAGUAAUCAGUGUAGUAGUCUUCUCUUGCAAUUUAUCACAAUUUGAAACCUGAUGUGUAGAGCGUAAAAUGAUGAAAAACCUUUUCAAUGGAGAACAAGAGGUUAGCUUUGCUGUCCUAUUUUUGUGUAUUCAAACAUUUAAGGUUUGUGUUGAUUAAUUGAGUAUUGGUAACAGCAAUGCAAUUCAAGGUAUACAGAAUGCUUACUAUUUGUGAUAUUACUGAGAAAUUAGGUGCAGUAUGAAAUUGUGAUAAAUCAACACUGAAGUUGUGAGAAUUAAACAUGAUUAGCACUACGUGUCAAAAACAGAGGGGACAAAUGAGCAGAAAAAAACUUUUCAGGUGAUGUUUGUGGCGUCAUUAUGCCAUUGCUUUAAAAUUUGGUUGACUAAACCUCUGUUAUUUCCAAUCAUUGCUCUUGGAAGUCAUUGCAAGCAGUAUUUAAAAGAUCUUAAGUGAUUGGAACCAUUUCUUUCUUUCAUGUUUCUGGCUGCUUACAGUAUUCAGACCCUCACUUAACAGGACACAGGUGAAGAUAAGACUGAUAUAGACGAAUUGCGGUUUAAAAAUAAAGAACCGUAUCACCUGAGCUGUGGUCUAUCAUCCAAUAAUUUACAAGAAAUUGUGAAAUUAUGUUGACCAAUAGUCUCACUGCACAAGAGCUACAAGAUGGAGACGUUGAUGGUAACACAUUUUGUCAUCACAACUAGAUACUGAUGAUCAGUAUUGCUACUGGAUAUGACAAAUGAAAGGGGGCAGAAGCAGAUUUUUGUACUGCACUGUGGUAUUUGUUUUGAACAGCUAAAUAUAUUUUUUUUUGUAUUGCUUAGGGUGUAAAUGACUUGAUAAGUAGGCUCACUGCAGUAUAACCCAAAUAAUGAGCAUUGAAUGCAAUUGCUGUUCAGUGCUUACCUAUUUUGUGAGGUGACACAGUUCACACAAAAAAGUUUUUUGUUUCAUGCAAUGUGAUUGUUCAUUUGUAUAUACUAAAGAUAUUUAGGCAUUUGAGUUGUAAACAGUAACAUCAUAUUUUCUCGAUUGAAUUUUCCUUUGUUAAAUUGUGUACUGAACAUAUGAAAUUGUUUUCAUUUUAUUCUGUAAAAGCUAUAAUAAGAUGUCCAUUUAUCUUACAUUUGUGGAUAAUUUAUGAAAAGUACAAUUGCAUUUGAAUUGAUUGUCUGAGUGAUAUGCCAAUGAAAAUUGUGGCACAGAUAUGUAACAUUUUAACAUAGAGAGAAACUGAGUUUAAAUGACAUGGAGCAGGGAAUAUGUAUAGUAAAAAUAAGCUGGGUUGGAUGAAAAAAAAUGAGAAUUUAGACUGUACUGUUCAUCAUGUAUUAUUCACAUAGCUUAAACUGUUGUUAUUGGUCACUUAUUGCUAUUUGUGCUGUUUAAGGUGAUCUAAUUGUAGAGAGAUGGUAAAUGUCUAACACACAAUGCAAAUUUGAUGUAAUCUAGAACUGUGCAUUAUUUACCAAACUAUUAAUUGCAAAAGAAUUUUGUUUAACAUGAUGAACUAUCAGUUUGCAUUUUUUGCUGCUCUUUUUUUUUUUAG
Schistocerca americana (American grasshopper) is the source of this 3980-nucleotide messenger RNA. It is a transcript of the gene MED17, whose product is annotated as mediator of RNA polymerase II transcription subunit 17. The record is from RefSeq and is a predicted model, not a curated record. Bases 35 to 1954 code for a protein of 639 amino acids. The transcript is spliced from 10 exons. Lineage: Eukaryota; Metazoa; Arthropoda; Insecta; Orthoptera; Acrididae. Gene Ontology annotation, cellular component: core mediator complex; mediator complex. Gene Ontology annotation, molecular function: transcription coregulator activity. Gene Ontology annotation, biological process: regulation of transcription by RNA polymerase II.